AGGGCAGUAACGAGGGAAAUUCAAUCCCCGGCCGAGAUACAGGAAAUUUUCUGAGGCGUCAUGGAGGCGUCCCGAGGUUUCGCGGAAGCUGGGGCCUUAAGCCCGGAGCAGGCUGCCAGUUACCUGAGAUACGUGAAGGAGGCCAAAGAAGCAACUAAGAAUGGAGAUCUGGAAGAAGCACUUAAACUUUUCAACUUGGCAAAGGACAUUUUUCCCAACGAAAAGGUGAUGAGCAGAAUCCAAAAAAUAGAGGAAGCCUUGGAGGAGUUGGCAGAACAUGGAGAUGAUGAAUUCAUAGAUGUGUGCAACUCUGGCCUGCUGCUUUAUCAAGAACUGCACAACCAACUAUAUGAGUACCAGAAGGAAGGUGUAGCUUUUCUCUAUAGCCUGUAUAGGGAUGGAAGGAGAGGUGGCAUUCUGGCAGACGAUAUGGGGUUAGGAAAGACUGUUCAAAUCAUUGCUUUCCUUUCUGGUAUGUUUGAUGCUUCACUUGUGAACCAUGUGCUUCUUAUCAUGCCAACCAGUCUCAUCAGUAUAUGGCUAAGAGAAUUUGUCAAGUGGACUCCAGGAAUGAGAGUCAAAACCUUUCAUGGUCCUAGCAAGGAUGAACGUACCAGAAACCUCUGUCGGAUUCAGCAAAGGAAUGGUGUCAUUAUCACCACAUACCAAAUGUUAAUCAAUAAUUGGCAGCAGCUUUCCAGCUUGAAUGGCCAAGAAUUUUUGUGGGACUAUGUCAUCCUUGAUGAAGCACAUAAAAUAAAAACCUCAUCUACCAAGUCAGCAAUAUGUGCUCGUGCAAUCCCUGCCAGUAAUCGCAUCCUCCUCACAGGAACCCCAAUCCAGAAUAAUUUACAAGAACUAUGGUCCCUAUUUGAUUUUGCUUGUCAAGGGUCCCUGCUAGGAACAUUAAGAACUUUUAAAAUGGAGUAUGAAAAUCCUAUUACUAGAGCAAGAGAGAAGGAUGCUACCCCAGGGGAAAAAGCUUUGGGAUUUAAAAUAUCUGAAAACUUAAUGGCAAUCAUAAAGCCCUAUUUUCUCAGGAGGACUAAAGAAGAGGUACAGAAGAAAAGGUCAAGCAACCCAGAGGUCCAGCUUAGUGAAAAGAGUCCAGAUGUUGGUGCCAUAUGUGAAAUGCCUUCCCUUUCCAGGAAAAAUGAUUUAAUUAUUUGGAUACGCCUUGUACCUUUACAAGAAGAAAUAUACAGGAAAUUUGUGUCUCUAGAUCAUAUCAAGGAGUUGUUAAUGGAGACACGCUCACCUUUGGCUGAGCUGAGUGUCUUAAAGAAGCUCUGUGAUCAUCCUAGGCUGCUAUCUGCACGAGCUUGUGGUUUGCUGAAUCUAGGAGCUGCCAAAUUAUCUGUUCAGGAUGAAAUUGAAGGGGAAGAUUCCUCAGAUGUGGACCAUAUUGAUCAAAUAAGUGAUGAUACACUGAUGGAAGAAUCUGGAAAAAUGGUAUUUCUAAUGGACCUGCUUAAGAAACUGCGAGAUGAAGGGCAUCAAACUCUGGUGUUUUCCCAGUCAAGACGAAUUCUAAACAUCAUUGAACGUCUCUUAAAGAAUAGGCACUUUAAGAUGCUGCGAAUCGAUGGAACAAUUACUCAUCUUGUGGAACGAGAAAAAAGAAUUAGUUUAUUCCAGCAAAAUAAAGAUUACUCUGUUUUUCUGCUUACCACUCAAGUAGGUGGUGUUGGCUUAACACUAACUGCAGCAAGCAGAGUGGUCAUCUUUGAUCCUAGCUGGAAUCCUGCAACUGAUGCUCAAGCUGUGGAUAGGGUUUACCGAAUUGGACAGAAAGAAAAUGUUGUAGUUUAUAGGCUCAUCACUUGUGGAACUGUAGAGGAAAAAAUAUACAGAAGACAGGUUUUCAAGGACUCACUAAUAAGACAAACUACUGGUGAUAAGAAGAACCCUUUCCGAUAUUUUAGUAAACAAGAAUUGAGAGAGCUCUUUACAGUUGAGGAUUUUCAGAACUCUGCAACCCAGCUGCAGCUUCAGUCUUUGCAUGCUGCUCAGAGGAGAUCUGAUAAGAACCUAGAUGAACAUAUUGCCUUCCUGCACUCUUUGAGGAUAGCUGGAAUCUCAGAUCAUGAUUUGAUGUACACACGUGACCUGUCUUUUAAAGAAGAGCUUGAUGUGAUCGAAGACUCUCACUAUAUUCAACAAAGGGUUCAGAAAGCUCAAUUCCUUGUUGAAUCCGAGUCUCAAAAUACAGAGCUCCUAAUGGAAAGACAAAAACCUGGGAGUGAGGGCAUCUGGCUGAGAGAACCUGUAUUUCAAACAAAGAAAAAACGUGCCGAAGUAAAUAAACCACAGCCUCAGCCUUCAUCUCGUCUACCUAUUUAUCACACCCAGGAAGAAGAAAUCAGUUCUCUAAUGGCCAGCGUAAUCAUUGAUGAUCUGCCCAAAGAGGGUGAGAAAGAUCUCUCCAGGAUAAAGAUGAAUGAUACCAUCCCACGAGAUGGUAGGCACUCAUGUGUAAGUACAUUUGAUGAUGACUUUGUCACUACUUUACCCAAGGGGUGUGGAGAUGUAGAAAUUUUCCCUGACUCUUUAUCAGGGAUGGCUGUACAAAAAGAGGCAUCACAAGAGGGGUUUAUGCAGGAGUCAGAGCAAGAGAGCCCUCUGGGAAGUUUUAAUUAUUUACCUAGCAAGUCAGUCAGAGUUGAUCUUGGACCAAAUCUAGAUCAACUAGAGGAUGAUGUGAUUUUACAUCACUGCAAUGCCUCGCCUGCUAAUCCCAAAACAAAGGACUAUCAAAGGCCAGAAUCGAAUGUAUCUGUUAUUAAAAUAGCUGAUGAUGACUUAGAAGCAGCCCACAGUGCACUGCAGGAUGCUCAAGCGAAUGAGGCCAAAUUGGAAGAGGAACCUUUAGCCUCUUCAGCACAGUAUGCAUGUGAUUUCAAUCUUUUCUUGGAAGACUCCGCAGACAAGGGACAAAAUCUUUCCAGUCAGUCUUUGGAGCAUGUGGAGAAAGAAAAUAGCUUGUGUGGCUCUGCAGCUAAUUCAAGAGCAGAGUCAGUGCAUAGCAAAGCAUGUCUCAGUGUGGAUCUUACUGAGGAAGAUGAUGAGCCAGAAGAAGUAGUUAAUGUGAAAGUCAGAAGAAAAGCCAGACGAAUUGAUUCAGAUGAUGAAGGUGAACAUACUUUUAAAGAUACUUCAAGCACAAACCCAUUCAACACAUCUCCCUUCCCAUUUUUAUCUGUAAAACAAUUUGAUGCCUCAACUCCCAAAAAUGACAUCAGUCCACCUGGAAGGUUCUUUUCACCUAAAAUAUCUGACAGUAUAAAUAAGUCUGUAAACUCUAGAAGAUCCCUGGCUUCUAGGAGGUCUCUUAUUAAUGUGGUUUUAGACCACGUGGAGGAUAUGGAGGAAAGACUUGACAAUAGCAAUGAAGCAAAGGUUGUUGAAGAUUAUCUGGAGGAAGGAGCAGAGGAAAGCAGUGAUGAAGCCCCAGAGCAUACAAAAGAAGAUCCUUCCAGAGAAACACUGUCUUCAGAAAAUAAAUCCAGUAGGUUAAGUACAUCUAAGCCUGGUGCUCUGGCUCAGGAGACCUCUCUGGGUGACCCUGAGCCUUUGUCUGGUGGACAGUUGGUUGACUCUCCCCAGGAUGAGGCAGUGGAGGCUGUGAAUGACUAUGACACUCUUGUCUUGCGUGGAAAAGAACUGAAAGAGUGUGGAAAAGUACAGGAGGCCUUAGACUGCUUAGUUAAAGCACUUGACAUAAAAAGCUCAGAUCCUGAAGUCAUGCUCAUGACUUUAAGUUUAUAUAAACAACUUAAUAAAACUUGAGAAUAUAACCUGUUUUAUAGUAUUUUAAAGCAAAACUUGAGUAUGAGGUAAUUUGUUCCCAUAAUUGGAUUCUUUUGGGAGCAUGAAGCCUUCAGGCUUAAGGUGAGAGAACUCAAAAAAUGAGUUUUUGUUCUAACUUUUUUUGUAAAUAUUGUAAUUACCACCUGCUCCUGCUUUCCCCCCAUACAUGUAUUUUGGUAUUCUGAGCACUAGGUUAAUGUUUCUUUCCUCAAAUAUUCUUAUAUUUUUCUUUUAGGCGUACUCUGUAAACUUAAUAGAACUGUGUUAUUUCUAGAGAAGUUUUUGUAACAUUACUCUGGCCAUUUUAAAUUUUACUCUGAGAAUGUCAAUUUUGUAUAUCACAGUCCAGAUAUCAAUAAUAUUAAAGUUACUUUUCUCAAGCAUUUUUCAUUCACUUUCUUUCACUGAGAUAGUUGAUAUUGACAAAUACAUGUAAAAAUCAUUUAGGCAGAAGUCUGUCAUUAGUAUUCCAGAUCUAAGACCCAUUUAACAUACACUAGCAUAUAGGCUGUUGGUUUACUACAGCCAAAGACUGGGAUAAGGUACCUGGUGCUGGGCUGCUUUA
Cervus elaphus (red deer) is the source of this 4375-nucleotide messenger RNA. It is a transcript of the gene ERCC6L, whose product is annotated as ERCC excision repair 6 like, spindle assembly checkpoint helicase. The transcript is spliced from 2 exons. Bases 61 to 3789 code for a protein of 1242 amino acids. Lineage: Eukaryota; Metazoa; Chordata; Mammalia; Artiodactyla; Cervidae. Gene Ontology annotation, molecular function: protein binding; ATP-dependent chromatin remodeler activity; DNA translocase activity. The record is from RefSeq and is a predicted model, not a curated record.